Messenger RNA from Aaosphaeria arxii CBS 175.79, 1870 nucleotides. Its product is annotated as carbohydrate-binding module family 42 protein. Lineage: Eukaryota; Fungi; Ascomycota; Dothideomycetes; Pleosporales. Gene Ontology annotation, molecular function: alpha-L-arabinofuranosidase activity. Gene Ontology annotation, biological process: L-arabinose metabolic process; arabinan metabolic process; pectin catabolic process. The coding region runs from base 231 to 1733 and encodes 500 amino acids. The transcript has 2 exons. The record is from RefSeq and is a predicted model, not a curated record.
CGAUAGUUAAGACAAUGUCGUACUCUCGAUGAAUUAUUGGAGGAAAUUCUUGGCAACCUUGCUAUCAUGUGCUGAUUUUAAUUUAGAAGACGGAUUUAGGACUACAACUGCAGGAGAAAUCCAACCCUACAGGCUUCCUUGAAAUUACAAAAUGCAAAAGAUUCGCCGACAAAAUACAUGAUGGUUACGAAAGUUCUACAUCCAUUACCUCUCGGUACUUUGUGUCCAGCAUGAUUCACUCAAGUUCGUCAGUACUCCUGGUAGUGGGGUUUGCACUGGUCGCUACUGCCGCUCCAUGCGACCUUUACGCAUCCGGGGGAACCCCAUGCAUUGCUGCUCAUAGUACGACUCGAGCAUUGUACAGUGCCUAUAGUGGCCAAUUGUAUCAAGUGAAACGGGGAUCCGACAACACUACGACGAUUAUUUCGCCAUUAUCCACUGGUGGUGUUGCAAAUGCAGCUGUGCAAGACACGUUUUGCGCAAGUACUACCUGCCUGAUCACGGUCAUCUACGAUCAAUCAGGCCGGGGGAAUCACCUUACUCAGGCCCCUCCUGGCGGUUUUCGUGGUCCGGAGUCUAAUGGAUACGAUAACCUGGCUAGUGCAACGGGCGCACCAGUCACACUUGAUGGCAAAAAGGUGUAUGGAGUCUUCAUAUCACCAGGGACAGGCUACCGAAAUAAUGCAGCAAGUGGUACUGCGACAGGGGACUCAGCUGAGGGGAUGUACGCUGUGUUUGAUGGAACGCACUACAAUAGUGGAUGCUGCUUCGACUACGGUAAUGCUGAGACAAAUAGUUUAGACACGGGUAAUGGACAUAUGGAAGCUCUCUAUUUCGGUACCAACACCGCUUGGGGUACAGGAGCAGGCAGCGGCCCAUGGCUUAUGGCAGACUUAGAAAACGGCUUAUUCUCAGGCCAGAACCCGAAAAAUAAUGCCGGUGACCCGUCUAUCUCGUUCAGAUUCUUCACAACUAUACUCAAGGGGGGACCUAAUAAAUGGGCUAUUCGUGGUGCCAAUGCUGCUUCUGGUCCGUUGUCCACCUAUUAUAAUGGCAUGCGUCCGAGUGUGAGUGGCUAUAAUCCGAUGCAUAAAGAAGGCGCAAUCAUCCUGGGCAUUGGCGGCGACAAUAGUGUGAGUGCCCAAGGCACCUUCUACGAAGGUGUUAUGACGUCUGGUUACCCGACCGACGCUACCGAGAAUUCAGUGCAGGAGAACAUCGUUGCUGCGAAGUAUGCCACGACAUCUCUGACGAGUGGGCCAAUUUUAACUGUUGGCUCAUCCAUCUCGUUGCGCGCGACUACGCCGGGUUAUACCACACGGUAUCUUGCCCACACUGGCUCUACUAUCAACACCCAAGUCGUGGAUUCGUCUAGUAGUACAUCUCUCAAGCAGCAAGCGAGCUGGACAGUACGGGCUGGUCUUGGUAACAACGCAUGCUUCUCAUUCGAAUCAAAGGAUACUGUGGGAAACUAUAUUCGACAUUCCGCAUUUGAGCUUAAGCUCAGUGCGUCCGAUGGUUCGAAGCAGUUCAAGGAAGAUGCCACUUUCUGCCCACAAUCUGGACUCAAUGGCCAAGGAAAUUCGAUUCGAGCCUGGGGUUAUCCUACCCGCUAUAUCCGUCAUUACAGCAAUGUAGCAUACAUUUCAAGCAAUGGCGGUGUUCAUUCAUUCGAUCAAGCGGCUUCAUUCAAUGACGAUUCGAGCUGGGUCAUCGGCAGCAGCUUUGCGUAGGCGCAUUAUCUUGGCGAUCAAGUCAGUAUAAGAAGCCCUGGUAUGCUAUAACUGUUCAGAUGUUCAUUCCAUACCAGUCUUUGAUCCUUUUCGCACUGGCUUGAAAUGUUAAAGAAAAAUCGAGCAUAUUGGGCAGG